This is a messenger RNA of Brassica napus (rape), 6151 nucleotides long. Its product is annotated as reticulon-like protein B15. Bases 4635 to 5114 code for a protein of 159 amino acids. The transcript has 4 exons. The record is from RefSeq and is a predicted model, not a curated record. NCBI's taxonomy places the organism in Eukaryota, Viridiplantae, Streptophyta, Magnoliopsida, Brassicales, Brassicaceae.
CUUUCGGGUAGUUGCGACGGGCUUGUCUGCAUAUUCGACGAGAACAACCUCACAAGUCCAAUAAUUGUGGCGAACCCAGCCAUGGUACGUUCUCAAGUCCUCCCUCUUUCCCAGUUUCAGCGACAGUGGAAAGACGACGUUACAGGAACAUACAAACUAGUCUGGCUGCAUAACAACCAAAGCAACUACACCUUAUCAUGCGAGGUUUUUGAUUUUGAGGUCAGGAAAUGGAGGUACGUGGUUGUGAAUACGCCCAGUGACGAUGUACCAGUAUUUUCAAAGGGAUGGCUUUACUGGAUCAUUGCAAAUCUGACUAAUUAUGAGUAUAAGAUUCUUGGUUAUAAUAUUCACACGGAGAUGUUUCGAGUCUUUACAAAUAGGAUUGUUUCCCAGGCAACCUAUUUUCUAACAAUUACUAUGUGCAGUCUAAGUGAUCGUGUCUGGGUUACAAAUAACAUGCCAGAUGGUGGCAUGCAACACUUUUGGAGGAUCAAAAACACAAUGGAUUCCGAGUGGGAAUCGGAGAAGAUGUUCUCCAUAGACCUGAAUUUGAUUUCUCCUUGGUUUAAGGAUAUCUCAACAGCUACGCCGUUCAUCACCCUUAAGACGACUUCCAAGGACAACAAGAAUGUUCUUAUCUCAAGGUUAUUUUCCUCCAACCUCUUACAUUUGCUUCCUCGUUGGCAAAGGCCUAGGUUUUGGUUCUGCUUUUACUGGUCUUAGUAACUCUAUAUUCAUUCCUUAUUUUCAGAGUUUACUUUCCAUUGUGAAUUAGCUUUCACAUAUACAUUCUUGAGAGGAUCUGCCUAGAAGUAAAACUUCUUCCAUUGGUUUAUACAGCAUUGUACUUUCUUAUUAGUGUUGUUUUCUUAAUAUUAUCAUGCAAUUGUUUCAGAUUUAUUUAUGGCUUUUUUUUUUGCUAUUAAUGAGUUAUUACAUCCAAAAAUUCCUUCUAAAUCAAAUAAGAUGAACUAUGAUCAAAAAGAUAAAGUUUUGUUUUCAUUCCGGGAAAAACUCACAAUGACUUGGACUACUGUCGAUGACCUCUUGCAGUGUGAAUGAUAUUACAGGUUAUCCGGUCGUUUUUACAUCUUCAUACAUAUAUACAAGAUUGUGAGGAUGUUGGUGACGAUGGCUUCGGCUACCUUUCAGGUUCUUAACUUUCUGCAGCUAGGUACUAUCGAGGAAGCUACAAAAAAUGUUGAAGAUACUUGGUGACUGCAAGCGAAGAGGUAGCACUUUCCUUGUAGGUGGCCGCGGUGCAGACCGGUGUAUUAUGUUCAAGUUGUUGCUAAAUGUUUGGAGGAAUGAGAAAAUAUGUUGUUGAUCUUGAAGUUUUUUCUUAUGCGAGCUCAACAUUGCAUGACGCAGUUGGUUGAUCAGCUUAGAAGCGAGUGAAGCUUCGAUACAGGGAUCUUAAGUGUCUCUGUGUUUAGAUCCGUGUAACUCUCCUACCUUUAUUACCACCAUAAAAGAAAUGUUAAAUUAUUGAAUAUCAUUUCAAUUCUCCAAACUAUUUCAUGGUACAUCUUGAGACGAUCCUGGAUAUAUUGGUGUAUGCAAAAAAAAAAGAUUGAAUUCAGUAACACCCCAACAAGUAUGAGUUUGCGAUGGUAGAACACACAAUCUAAAAUGAAAACUAAAUAAAAUCUAAAAUAUGAACACCAUGAACUAGCAUAAGAGUAUAUGUAGUUGUAAUCCCUGUUCUAAAAAUCCGGCUAGACGGCCGCCUGGGCGCUACUCGUCACUAUUCCGUCCCGAUUUAUGCCAAAACAGUUUAAAAAAUCGGAUAUCCGAUUUUCUCCGCCUAGACCGCCUAACCGUCUAACUGCCUAGCCGCCUAAUCUAUUAUUUUAUUAUUUUACUAUUUUUAUUUAUUUUUAAUAAUUUUUUUAAUAAAUUUUUUAUUUAUUUAUUUGAUGUAAAAUUUUAUAAAUAUCAUUUUUAUUCAUAAUUUUGAUAAAAAUUAUACUAUAUUAAGUUUAUAUAUUCUAUUUGUGUGUUUUAUACAAUCUUAAACAUGAAAAUAUAUUAAUGUUAUACACAAUUAAAGAUUAACAUGUUUUAUAACAUAGUAAACAAUCUAAAAAUUCCGCCCCGCAUAAUUUUUGAUUAAUCUCCGAUUUUCUCUUUAGGCGCUAGGUCCAACCCGACCGCCCGACUAGCGCCUAGCGCGUUCUCGAACAGGGGUUGCAAUAAUACAAUCAUGGCAAGCAUCUCCGUUGAUCAACAUUAUAUUUCGCAACACAUGAGGGGUACGGCCGGCUCAAUGGUGUCAUGGACCCUAGGACAAAAAAAAAUUAAUUUCCAAACUACUCCCUUCUUUCCAAAAUAAAUCAUGUAACCUAUGAUGUUUUAUACUAAUUUUUAAAGAUUAGAUGAAUUAAUUUUAGUUUAUAUUUUUAGUAUUACUUUUAGGAAAGAGUAUAUACAUUAAUUCUUGUGCAUACACAUAAAACAUUAAGUAUUUUGGAACAAAAAGAGUAAUAUUUUUCUUUAAUUUUGUUGAUAGAUAUUUGUUUUUUUAUUCAAAAUACAAAAAUUAUUUUUAUAAAAUAAAAGUGUGAUAAAAUAAAAAUACUUUCAUGUAAAAAAAUUUGGGUCCCUUUUUUAUUUUGGGAAAAUUGCCAAAACAGAACAAAAAUUUGGCAUGAUUGUCCCUAUAGUAAACGUUAAAAACAUAAAUUAUCUAAUUAAACAUUCAUCAAAUAAUUUUUUUAAUUAUAUAAUUAAAAUAUAAUAUUGAGUUAUUUUAAGAUUUAUUUUAGUAAUGAAUAUAGUGUACAAAGAACUUUUCAAAAAUUUAUGAAAAUGUUUAAGCCCGCAUCGCGGGCAAAACACCUAGUUUUUCUCAUAUAUCUAGAUAAAUUUUAAUCAGCAAUCUAAACCUAAAUUUCUCAAAUAAAUAAAUUAUAUUUGGUUGUUUUAUAUAAACAUUAUAUUUGGUUGUUUUAGAUAACCAAUUCUAAACAUGUUUUUUCGCCAACUGCCAAAUCGAGUUUUUCAUUAAAACAGUAAAAUCAUAUUUUUCACCAAAAUCACAAAUCGUGUUUUCUCGACAAAAAAACACAAAAUUGAGUUCUUUUUUCAACCAAAAUCCCAAAAUCGAUUUUUCCACCAAAAUCACAAAUCGUGUUUUCCAGCAAAAUAAAAAAUUAUGUUUUCUCUCUAAAAAAAAUCAAUUUCCCACAAAAUAUCAAGAUCAUGUUUUCUUGCCAAAAUGCAACAUAGAUGAAUGGGAAAUAAUGAAGCAUUGAAAAAGAUGAAUGGGAAAUACAAUAUUUGUUUGAAAAUUAAGAAGGAAACAAAUCUGUAUAUGAAACUUUACAGUUGUAUUUAUACUUUGGAUCUAAAUGGUGACAUAGGGAAUUAAGAGGAAUAGUCAAUUCCUACUCAUUCUUAAAAAAAAAUAUACUAUUAAUGAUGAAUUUUCGUUGCGUUUAAUUCCUUGUCAUUAUUUGAAUUUUAAGGAACUAUAGAAGAAAAACAUUCAUUAUCAAAAUUGAUAUAGAAGAAAAAGAAUAAAUAUUUAUUUUUAUUCCUUUUAUUUUGUUCCUAUUCUUAUUUUAAUGGUCACUAGUUAGAACCUUUGUAUAUAGAUACAUAUAAUGUAUAUACUGUUAGGGAAAGAAAUCAAUUGAGAAAGGUAUACUGUUGACCAAAAAAAAAAGAUAAUGAAUAUCAACUUAAGAAUAUACCGAGUAAUCAGAUUUUUGCACUCCAAUGUUGGGUAUAUAUGCAUGCUAUUCUCAACAACUUAAGAAUACACUGAGUUCAUAUUUACAUAACGUGAGUACGCAUGUCUGUAUAUGUCUAUGCUUGCUGUUUCGUUUGUUUCCCUUCUAACGUUGCUUGUGAUUUCUCAUCACUCUAGAAUUUGUUUGUUUUCUAGUUAUAUUUUGUAUUCAUGUGUAGCUUGUAAAUAUGUAAUAUGUUUACUUUCUUCUUCACAGAUUUGAAGCGUCUAUAUUUUGUUGAAGGACAUAUAGGUGUAAAUCGUUCGUAUAUAAGGAGUAAAGUUCAACUUCAGCCACUCAAUAAAAUUGUCUUUUAAGAUUAGUUAUCUAACAACGAAAUGAAUUGGUUGGUUGAACAAAAUUGAAUUUUAUAUGUUUCUAUGACCACGUUAAUUAGGAGGGAACGAGCUCCAUGCGUUUGCAACAACUAAUUAGAGAUGCCAUAAGUUUUACCCAUUAUAAUAGUUUAAUUAAGAGUUAUAGCAUGCCAAAGAAAUCCGACAUCCAUGAGAGACUAAAUGGCAAUUACACUUACAACAUCCUGAUUGACGAUGUUUUAUGGAGAUGCAGGUCCCCUUAAUACUAUAAUCACGACAAAAAGCAAUGUCUCUCGUGGAUCAAAUACUUGGCGAAGGAGCAGGUGACAUUAUAAUAAUCUACUUAUCAUGUUUUUAAUUAAAAUAUCUCUUUAAUUUCUUCUCUUCUACUUACAAGGAAUUUGAAUAUGAAUGAACAUGACAAGUUUCACAUAUGUAAGAAUAUGAGUAAGACCUGACAUUGAUUUUACGGGGAAUAUAAAUUUGAUUUUUACAUUUAGAUUGACGCAUUUGGAAUGUUGUUGCAGUGGCGGAUUUAUCUGUGUGGGAAAACAAGAUAACAUCAGGCAUCACACUUGUAAUGGCCACACUUAUCUGGUUCCUAUUUGAGAUCAAGGAGACUGAACCUGUACCCUUUCUAUGUUCGAUCUUGUUACUCCUGAUCCUGCUUCUCUUCAUCUGGGUCAAGUAUGGACACCUCCUUUUCAUUUGGAGACCUCCCACUCCUGAAGAGCUCCAACAAGAAGAUUCCCCAGUUAGAGCCUUAUUUUCAGAGAUCGAAGGUCUUCUCUUGAUGCUGUACGAGAUUGCAUAUGGGGAAGACAUCAAAACCUUUAUAUGGGCCAUCCUUUAUGUGGCCAUCAUAUACACCAUUGGGAGCUACAUCAACCUCCUCACAAUUUUUUAUAUAUGCUUGGUCUGCUUGCUAACGAUUCCAGUUUUGUACCUGCAAUAUCAAGAGGUCGUUGACAAUUUCAUUGGAGAGGUAUCAGAAAUGAAGAAUAAGACACUUCGAUUAUUUAACUCUAGGGCCACGAAAAAGAAGAAGAAGUUGUACUAGGUCAUGUGAUUUUGCGCUAUACCAAAGCAAACCGUAUAUGCUUUAUUAUCAUUGUUGAGCUAAUUUGAUUUAGUAGGGAUACUUGGACACUGUAUCAUUUUAGUAUUUAAAAAUCCGUAGAUGAUUAUAAAAGGCCAGUUUUUUUUUUUUUUUUUUUUUUUUUUGAAACACCAUUAUAAAAGGCCAGUUAAAUCUGAAACUUGCAAUGCUAAUAUUAAGGAAACAAUCUAGAUAAUGAACCAACUCAGUAGAAUGUAAAAUCUGCAAUAAACAAAUAAGGAAGAUUGCUUCUUUGCAGAACCUCUGAAGAAUGUAUGUGGAAAAUCCACUUUAACACACAAUAAAAGAAGCUCAUGUUCUGUCUUUUUUCUUCUUUUUCUGAAACACAUAAACAUUGUUACCAUGCAGUAUAAAAAGAAGAUACAGCAACCAGUGGCGGAGGGAGGUAGAGAGGAAGGGGGGGCAACUGCCUCCUAUAAAAUAUUGAUUUUUUGUGCAUUUUUAUUGAUUAUUCAAAAUUUAUAUGGUUUAGAUGGUAAUUUUUUUUAUUAUUGCCUCCUAUAAAUUAAGUUCCAAACUUAUAUUGCCUAAGGUAAAACUUUUGUCUGGCUCAUCCACUGACCGCAACAUAUUUAAUAAUCAUGAUUUUUUCUUUGUGUUUUGGCUUCUAUUAGAAACCUAAUUCAGUUUGUGUAUUAUUUUGUCUCAGAGAGACCAGAUGGUUGAACCAGUGUCUGAUGGACAACAUUGGUAUGGUUCUGCAAAGACAAUCGACAAAGAAGUAAAAAGAAUGUUGAUUUCGUCUUCGUGUUUUGGCUUCUUUUAGAAAUCUCAUUUAGUUUGUGGUUUACUUUGGCUCAGAGAGACAAGAUGGUCAAACCAUACGACAUGGAUAUAUAUGGCUCUGCAAAGAAGUUUGACAGACAAGCAAAAACUCACAAGACAUGGAAUCAUAUGUUUUGCCAAAAUCACACAAUCUGUAUUUUAUUGCUAAAACCGUAAAAUUGUUUUCAGCCAAAAUAACAAAAUUGAGUUUU